Danaus chrysippus (African queen) is the source of this 885-nucleotide messenger RNA. NCBI's taxonomy places the organism in Eukaryota, Metazoa, Arthropoda, Insecta, Lepidoptera, Nymphalidae. The record is from the annotation of a GenBank genome assembly.
AUGACCGAUGAAAGAAACUUUAGAUCAUCGUAUUACGAAAAAGUCGGAUGUCGAGGUGUUGAAGAAAAGAAAUCCUUAGAAAUACUGAUGAAGGAAAAGCCUUGGGAUAAGGUUAAGUUAAAACAGUUCUGUUUGCGAUUCACUGUGCCCGCUGCUUAUAGAAAUUUAGUAUGGAAAGUUUUACUUGAUAUCCUCCCGGUGUAUGCUGACUCGCAUACAUUUGUAGCGGAGCAGAGAAGUGAUCAAUAUAAUGAUAUGCUUUAUGCUGUUGAAGAUCUGCAACUAGUGGAUAUGAAAGCUCCUCGAAGUGAGAUUCUUCUGGCUAUGUGGCUGCUGGAAAACGAGGAAAGAAAACCACCAAACUUCCCGGAGACUAAUUACUGUUCUGCAGAUACAUUCAUACCGAUAGCAAAUACUCUGCUAGAGUUGUAUGAAAACGAGGUUGAUGUUUACUGGCUGAGCAAAAUGUUGACGGAUGUUGUGUGGAACAUGCAGAAGGAACUGCCUCGCUUGAAGGAAGCCUUCCAGACCAUGCUCGAGAAGGAAGACGGGGAGCUUUACAAUCAUCUGGUUGAAGUUCAAGCUUUAGACAAGUUGCCUCUCACAAAGUGGUUCAAUUGCUGUUUUGCUGGUGUUUUAGAUGAAACAUCUCUUACCAAAAUCUGGGAUAAAAUCUGCAGCGGUGCACCAAAGAUCCUGUCUUUCGUAGCUGUGAUGUUAGUUGUUACUUUAAGAAGAAAUAUACUAAAGGCAAAGACUGCUGAACAAGUAUUGAAAUGUGUGACAGAGAUUCCCGAGCAAUGUGAGGAGGUAGUUGCCAAUAAGGCAAUAGAAUUAUGGCAGUACUACGCACAACCACAGAAUGACACCCUCGCUAAGAAAUGA